AAUUAUCCUCAGCUCUUUAUUACAGUUGCAAUACCUAGAUCGCACCCCUUAGCUACGCAAGCAAGCACGCCUUCGACUUUUCACUCCUACUCCAAACCGCCAAGAUGUUGACAAACCGCCGCUCAACCAUGAUGCUCCCUCCCAACCGCAUACCCAGCUGGCAACCACAAUCCAAACACCUUUCCGCAACCCAAGCACCACGUACAUCCAUUCUAUUCCCCUCGACCACCACUACAACCACUGAGCCCGUUCUACAAAGUCGCACUCCUUCUCUCCUAACAAGCACAACGCCCUCCCUCCCAGGCCACCGCCUCCUCCGCACCCUCGGCGCUGUCCACGGCACCACCUCUGCCGUGCGAAAAGACACCAAAUCCUUCAUAAAGAACAUCGCAGCGAGUUUCAGCGGCGCCUGGGGCGAAGCGAAGAGUGUUACUGGGCUGAUUUAUCAACUAAGGGAUCAGGCGAUUGAUAGGAUGGUCAAGGAGGGGGUUGCGUUGGGUGCGAAUGCGAUUGUGGGUUUGGUGGUGAGGGAGAGUGAGGUUUGUGGGUGUGUGGUUGUUAGUGUGAGUGGGACAGCGUGUUGGGUUGAGAGAGUGGGGGAGAGAGGAGACGAGAGGGACGGUGGUUGGAAGAGGGAUAGUGCGCAGGAUGGGAGCGAGGAUCCAUUUCGGUGAUGGAUACAUGGUGCUGAAGGAGGAUGAGGAGAUGAAAUGCGUUUCCGGUCAUAAUUAUUAAGUGGUGAUGAUUCACUUGUCCAUGGAGCGGG
Messenger RNA from Cucurbitaria berberidis CBS 394.84, 766 nucleotides. RefSeq lists its product as uncharacterized. Lineage: Eukaryota; Fungi; Ascomycota; Dothideomycetes; Pleosporales; Cucurbitariaceae. Bases 105 to 674 code for a protein of 189 amino acids. The transcript has a single exon. The record is from RefSeq and is a predicted model, not a curated record.